Messenger RNA from Asterias rubens (European starfish), 3407 nucleotides. RefSeq lists its product as uncharacterized. The record is from RefSeq and is a predicted model, not a curated record. Lineage: Eukaryota; Metazoa; Echinodermata; Asteroidea; Forcipulatida; Asteriidae. Bases 137 to 2533 code for a protein of 798 amino acids. The transcript is spliced from 15 exons.
CACGAAGCGCUCCAGAGACCGUGCUUGCUUGGGUUGGAGGUGACAUCGGAAGUGCCGGACAACGGGACGAUCGUACGGCUAAGCUUAGCUUAAGUAAGACAGGUUCAGAUACUAAAGACAUCCAAUUGCCGCCACAAUGUGUAGUCUCUACUUCAGCCGCUUACUAAGCCUGGCGUGCUUACUACUGACCAUCCGCUCAUCGACGUCAACCAUUGGCUACUUCGAAGGAGGUAGUAUUUUCUGGCAGGCUAACCAAACAAACCCACAAUUCAUCCAAAUCAACUUUCGUCUGCACUUCAGGUUGAGCUACCAGGCUUAUUUACACGAACCAUGCACCCAGGCCAAUAUCAAUGACGGCUCGACUCUGACCACAGAGGAUAGCUUCUACGUCAACAAGGGCGAAGAAGAUGAGCUUAAGGUAUACGCAUCGUACGUGUGCACCAACAUGGACCAGAGAAACAACUGGGGCACCGGGAUACAAACUUUGCAAUACGUCAUGCCACCCGGCCGGACCACAGCAACCAUCAACUACGAAUCUUGCUGCUGGCUGGGCGACAUCCAGAACAAUGGCCAAUCUGUUGAGAAUGGCAAGGGGUGGAACUUAGCCGCCACAGUCAACACGGACCACGGGGACGGUAUCAUCAACACCCCGCCCCUGUCAUCCUCGUUCCCAAUGUACCACAUCAUGGAAGGUUGCGAGUACACGCUACCCAUCCCACACUUUGAUGCGAACGGCGAUGACGUCAAGUGCCGCUGGACGUCCGAAAACAGAGAUGAGUGUAACCAUGACGACAGUGACAUCUGCGGUAAGAUCUUCUACGAUUCGAGAAAAAAAAGGAAAGUUGCUCAACUCAACCAGGAGGAGUGCACUCUAGACUUCCCAUCCAGUCUCCCUGCCGGUGUCUACGCCGUCCCGGUCAUGCUGGAGGAUUUCUCCUCCAGCGACCCCGAAACUCCUCUCAGUAAGGUCCCCGUGCAGUUCCUCGUCAGAGUCUUCGAAAGUCCCGGUUCAUGUCGACUGCCUCAGCUUGAAGUGCCCGACGAUGUCUGCUUGACGGUCUUCGUGGGCCAAGAGUUUCGAAUGUCAAUUUACGCCAUCGCCACAUCAAGCCAAUACAGAAUCACUGACAUCAUUGUGCUUGGUCUGGCAUCCCAAAUGGAAGGACCUGAUCGUGUGCAAGGGAAUGAUGCGAAAUACAAGGGGACACUUUCUUUCACACCGUCAAUGGAUCACAAGGGCAAACACUCCUUCUGCGUCCUGGCUGUAGAAGAAAACGACUUUUGGAGUGAGCAGUCUUGUUUCAGCUUGCAUGUCAUUACCGAUGAAAGCCAACGGGAGCAACUGCGAGCGCUUCCAGGGUUAUCCAAACCAGAACGAGACUCUAUAGUGGCAACUGAUUUCAUCCCGGACUGGAAGAUUCGAUUUAACCAGAAGGUAAAAAAGACAACUACCACUGCCUUCUUCCGAGUCACAAACCAGGAGAGUGGUGCCGUCGUCUUUGAGGCGGACACAUCAGGACCAGAUGUCCACAUCAAAGGGAACACCAUGACUUUCCUGACUGGCUUCUUCAUCUACCUGGAGCCUGCAACCGGGUACACCAUUCAUCUUGACAGAGGAGCGGUGGAGAGUGCCGACAACUGUAAUACACUGUCUACGGAGGCUGGGUGGGACUUCACCACAAAAAGAUUUGACGAAGCUUACAGAACGACAAAAGCAGACUGCACCAAAACUGACAUGACUGCUUAUCUCUCGAAGUUCCAAUAUGGCGAGUUCGACCCAGAGACGAUGCACCUGACUGACCCCAGGUGCACCGGGCAGGAUCACAACCAGACCCACUAUGCUAUAACCACAGGAUACGGCGGGUGUAGAACCAGCUUCAAUCGUACCAGCUCUGAUAUCUCCUUCAGCAACAUCAUCUACAUCCCCGACGUUCCGUACGCACCAGGGAGUGAAAUAACCCGCUACCCACACAGAGAAGUACAGGUGCUAUGUCACGUCCCUCCAAACUUCAUCAACACCCGACAGUUCGAUCCGGAUGUCCGCAUCAACAUAUUCGACACCAUCGAGGGAGAGGCGACACCCGACCACACCGAAACUACCACACUACGGAUGUAUAGAGACCGGAGGUUUAGGAAUGAGGCCGGUCAGCCUGUUGAUGUUCCGUUGAAUGUGAAGCUGUACUUCCAGGGUGAAUCCCAGGAUUGCCGUGGCGGUGGCGGAUGUGACGUGUUUCUGGAGUCAUGCUGGGCUACGGUCUCUGGGAAUCCGUACGACAGCCCUCGUCAUACUUUCAUAGAGAAUGGAUGCGCAGUUGCAGACACAGUCACAAUGAUGCCCACUAGUCAAUCUUGGAAGAGUCGCUUCUCUGUGAGGUCGUUUGCUUUCUUGGGAGCUAGGAUUCACGACCGGGUCAACGUGCACUGCAGUAUUGCAGUCUGUGAUUCAUCCGACAGCCAAUCAGUUUGCUCGUUAGGCUGCCUUUCACCAGUGAGUACAAGAGAAGUUGGUUACAACGAGGUCUCCAAUUGGUGAAUCGAACCAUUCCUCUGAGCAAUGCUGAGUUGUUGUUACCAGUGAAAGGAUACCAGAAUGACUGCCACUCCAACAGCAGCAUAUUUUUUUUCUCGAAUUUUCUAUUUAAAUUAGUGAAGUCAUACACACAACUGGCUUUCAUAAACAUCUAUAAAAGAUCAUAGGCCUGUGAGUAGCAACUGAAAUCGAACACAUAAGGACUCGAAAACACGGGGGUGGUUUCUUAUAAAUAUUUUUCUUUAAAAAGUACAGUGGUGGUGGUGUUGGGACUUUUGAAAGCCCAAAAUAAAAGGGCCACCUUUGAUGACCUUCAUGACUUGUUAUUUUGUUGCAAAUAAUUAGCCAUGAGCCGAACGUUGCUAUUCGAUCCACACUGAACAAAGUAAACAUGGGGUAAAUGAAGUUGAUUCAAGAGAGGGCGCUUUUGGAAGAACUUUGCACGCAGUUCGCCGUAUUAUUUACGUGUAUAUUAUACUACUUUAAUACAUCUCUAUUGACAGUGAAGGAAUCAUGUUAGUCGCCAAACCAUUGAUAUACAAAAGGCCGAAUUUGUGUCAUGCCAAAUAGUGUCCGCUCAUUAGCAUACUUUGAUAUGAUUGGACAUGCGUCCAUUACGUCACAUUUUUUUGUUUUUAAUGAGCCUUGUCAAAAGCGGUUUCUACACGUUGCAUGUGAUGUCUUCACAAGUCACUUAGAUGUUACAUAGUUAUUUAUUUUAAACUGAGGAUUCGUAGCACUUAACUCCCAUUAAUUUUACCUUCAGCACUUUUCACAUCAUGGAAAGCUUUUGAUUUGUAAUGUUUAAACCUGCAAAAAUAAUUAUGUCGAGUUUCUCUUUUAUUUGAAAUUAUUAAAACAAAAUUACAAAACAAUA